This is a messenger RNA of Schistosoma curassoni, 2993 nucleotides long. The record is from the annotation of a GenBank genome assembly. Lineage: Eukaryota; Metazoa; Platyhelminthes; Trematoda; Strigeidida; Schistosomatidae.
UCAAGGUUUAGCGCUAAUUUCAUCCACUCACUAGGCUAGAUCACAUUUGGCAUUUUGAUUGAUGUCAGUUCGUGAUGGAAAGCCAAAAUCUAGUUCUUAACCCUAACGACCAACUGUUAACCGUGAUCUUUAUACCUGACACCAAUUUCUAACCCUCAUUUAAUCCUUAUAGGUAGGUGGAUAGUGUGAAGGUCGUUCUAGCGCUGCUUUAAGGUCACUUGUAAGUUAGCUUUAACCAUGCUUGUUAUAUAUGAUUGUCAUCGAUGGCUUUCUUCAAUAAAUGCAAGCGAGUUCUAUGCACUCGCUGAGUAUUUGGCUCACUUUUACCCUCGUUCGUUUAUCAUAUUCUGCUCCUAGGAGCAGAAUGUAAGAGCAGACAUGUAAGCUUACAUGUCUCAGCACAUAAGGCAACUUCAGGCAAGAUGUAAACUUACCUAAGGCCGGACGUUGUAUUUCUCCGUAGGCAAAUCUACUUGUAACAAGAUGUCUUGUGGGUCAUUGACAUGUCUGUACAACUUUAUACGAUUGUAGCCGAACUAAUACCACAAGAACGUCGGUCGCUGUCUCAAAAAACACUACCAACCAUACACUACUUCGUAAAUAAUACCCUAGCAAAAAGGGGAAAUAAAGGCAAACAUGACUCAAAUGAACGCGGCGUCCCUUGGGAUGUAUUGUUAACAAAGAAGGGCGCCAAUUGUUCUCAUUCUUCACCUUCUUUGGGGUUAGAACGUAGAGGACCCUUAUUUGUCACUUUUUGACGGCAUAAAUUCACAGUGAGUACAACCUUCAGCACAAUUUAUUGUAGGUGGAGUGCUGCCCUAGAAACAUCUGUAUUGAUCUUUCAACAACCACGUUGAUUUCAGUUGAUUUUCGCGUUUGUGCUGCGCGUUUAGCAUUCUGGAGUUAGUUCUUUUUCAAUAUCCUUCUGUAUUCGUCUAGUCUUCUCCCUUAUUAGCUAGUUCUUGCCGUAGUAGGUUUCUAGUUCUGGUUACUCACUGGGAAAACCUGUACACUACGGCGAUUUUGCCUGUUUAGCUUUUAAAUCCAUCCAUUGUGUUCUUGGAGUAUUCCUUAUAUGAGAGUAAGUAGUAUGCCAAGUUCGAAAUCACCUAGUGUCUAUUGAGUAAUAAUUAGGCCUUUUCCACUCACCGUAGGAUUAUGUAAAAACGUUUAAGUCAUCAAGCCCAUUUUAAGGUUAAGCGUGUAGCUCAGGGAUUAAGCAAAUACCCGCUACGUAAUGAUCCUUUGCACUCAUUGCAAGAUAUUAGUCGUCUUCCAAACAGGGGCCUAUGACCUCUAUAUAUUUUUUGGUUCGGAUAUUGCUAAAGCCAUAUGAACAGUUUUAAACAUAAUUUUACCUCACUUUAUGAAAGUUAAUAUCGUCACUGUUUUAAUAUCUGGCUUCAACCGAACAGUAGUGAGCCAGUCUUUAAAAGAUAACUUGCUGUGAUCCUAUGGUCUUUGUAAGUUAAUACUAGUGGGAUAAAGAUUUAAUUUUGUAGUUUGUGCUAUUUGCGUAUCCAAUACUCAGUGUGACGCAGCUCUAUUCUUAGGGUUUUUUCAUAUCAGAGACCACUUUAACAGGUUGUUGAUUUCGAACUGAAGUCCACUUACUUGAGCAUCCUCAGGCACUUGCUAUAUUUUGACGUUACCAGUGUAAAGCAGUGUUGUGUAUUUGAUGAUAAGUUGGCCAGGUAUUAUGUAUAUGACCAUCAAAUUAAUCAGGCAAUACAGUCAGUUGAGCAUUUAUUUCAUUUUUAAUACUAACUUAUUUAAAAUCCGGUGUGUAUUUACCAGCGAAAAAACCAUCCAGUUUAAUUUUUUUGAUUAGAUUUUCAUAAAAAUAAUGACUUUGUUGUUGAGCUUGGAAAGUAGGUAUGUUAGUCUGUUUUUCGUCUAAACGGUUCGUCACUACUCGUGUGUAUAUAUACUAUAAAUUUAGAAGUAGGAGUAAAGCGAAUGAACCUCUCAACUGAUCAGCCGUAUGAUUUCACAGAAGCAGCAGAAGAAAUAGAAGUUCUCUCUGCUAUAUAUGAAGAGGACUUUUUUAUCUUGGAGCCUGAGAACAAAGUCUACGAGAUAAGGAUCGACUCAAAAAUGGGUGAUACUACUAGCAAGGAACAAAUUAUCCUGAAAUUCCAGCAAAUCCCUGGCUAUCCUUCGAUCAAUCCAGUAAAAUAUGAGUUCGUAUUGUGAUGUUAUCAUCUAUGUUUUCAGAUUGCAUGCACCUUGGCUCAAGUGUAAUAUUCUUAAUGAACUCGACAAACAAUUGCAGCUUGUAGUCUCGUCUUCACUUGGCUCCCCAGUUGUUUAUUUGUUGGUUGAGACUGUUCGAUCAUUCAUGUGUAAUUAUUUGUCUUCGAGUACUGAAAAUCUAACCAUUCAUAAAGUUGAAGAAUCAUCAUCACAGUCUGUGCCGGAAAAUCACGAACUACCAAGUGCGGUUAUAUCGGUGCCUUCAGUAAAAUCUCAUCUUGACAUAUCUCCCCAAAUUUUGCCAUUUGCUUUAAACUCAAAAGUACCAGAGAUUUAUCAUGGUGAACCGCUUAUAGAUCGUAAAAGCGUUUUCCAGGCUCAUUGUGCACGUGUUUCUACCCGUGGUGAAGUAUCCCUUUUUAUAUCAACACUGCUUACGGAUAGAAAAGUUGCUACAGCUACUCAUAAUAUCCUAGCUUGGCGUAUCUCCUCCAAAGAAGCUGACUGUGACGAUGAUGGAGAAACACAUGCAGGUGGUCGACUAUUACAUUUACUUACAUUAUCAGGAAUUGAAAAUGUAGCGGUUAUGGUAAGUCGAUGGUAUGGUGGUAUCCAACUUGGACCUGAUCGAUUCAAACAUAUCAACAAUGUUGCUCGCCUUUUGUUAACUGAACAUAAAUUCUUAUCGAAUACCAGUGACGUUAGUAAUAAUAAUGGUACAGGACAUCAGAAAAAACAUAAACACGACAAAAAGAAAAAGAAAUAAAACAACUUGUUUCUCUCUCACAAAAAUUCAU